Messenger RNA from Prorocentrum cordatum, 3963 nucleotides. Lineage: Eukaryota; Dinophyceae; Prorocentrales; Prorocentraceae. The record is from the annotation of a GenBank genome assembly.
AUGCUGAUCUCCCCCGUGAGCGUGACCGUGGCUCCGCAUCCGCCGGCCUCGGGCGCAGAUGACGCUGACGGCAUUGCCGAGCCGCGGGUGCAGAGCAACCGGAUAUGGGGCUCGCUCGAAAGCGCCGAGGUAUCUUCGAAUCCCUCGGAGGGCGAGAAGCAGCCGACAUCGGCAUCCAAGGAGAAGAGAUUUGGGUCCAAGAAGGUCGAGUUUGGCGACACUGGGCUGGUGGCAACCAGCUCGGGCGUCAUGCUUGGCGACGAGUUCGGGACCCUCAGGAGCAUCAAGGUCCACGACAAGGAAAAGACCAUUUGCCAAAGAUCCUUGUUCAUCUUUGGGCUGGACACGAUUUUCCGGCAGGUAACGAUAUCGAUAGUGGAGUGGAGAUGGUUUGACCGCUUCAUUCUCGUGUGCAUUGCCGUCAACUCGUUACUGCUGGGCAUCUACCCAUACCGAGAAGAUGAGGGCUACUGGCUGAAGGAGACCAUCAACGGCUGGGCGGACCAAGCCCUGUGGGCGGUGUUCGCGCUCGAGAGCGUCAUUAAGAUUAUCGCCUGGGGCUUCGUGCUGGACAACCACUCCUACUUGCGGGACCCGUGGAACGUUCUGGACUUUAUCGUGGUAUGCUCUGGCUUGCUCGAAAGGUUCAAGCUGAAUAUUGGCGUGUCGUUCCUGAGGUUAUUCAGGUUGUUGCGCCCACUCCGAUCGCUGAACGCGGCCCCGCAGAUGAAGGUGCUGGUAAACACGGCGCUGAGCUCGGUCCUGAAGCUCGGGAACGUGAUCGUGCUGGGGGCGUUUCUGUUCGCGGUUUUCGGCAUCGUGGGGAUCUCGCUGAUGCCCCACGUGAUGUACCGCCACUGCCGCGCGACAGAGCACCCGGUGCUGGCCGGCGGGAGCUGCUGGACCUGGCCGUCGGCGGACGACGGGCGCCUCUGCGGCGGCAACUACAUGUGUGAGGCGUCGGGCGGCUACUGCGGCGGCCACCCCGAGGACCAGGACGAAGCUCUGCGGCCCCAGUUCCUCGGCGGCAUGGGCGGGCUCCCGUGGUGCGACGGCGAGCCGCGGAAGAUAUUCCCCGAGACGGAUUUCGUCCAUUUCGAGAACUUCGCGGGCGCAUUCCUGCUCAUUUUCCAGUCGAUGACCCUCGAGGGGUGGAUCGACCUGACGUAUUUGAUCGAGGAUAGCUUCAACGCUACAUUCGCUGUGCUGUUCUUCGUCUGCAUCAUAGUCAUGACGAAUUUUUUCGUGCUCAACGUUGCCCUUGCGGUCGUAGAUGAGGUCCAAGAUCAGUUCACCGACGAGGCCAAGGAGAAAAAGAGGCUGACAAUGCAGCAGGAGGCCGAGGAGCUGGCCGAGAAGGGCGUCGUGGCCCGCGCGGGCUCCACCGAGUCCGAGGAGGACCUGGAUUGCGUCUGGUGGGACUGCAGUCUCGUCAGGUGUUGCAAGCACAUCGCCGACCAGGACCUGUUUAGCGACUUCAUCAUGGUGAUCAUCGGUGCCAAUUGCCUCACGAUGUGCUGCGGGAGAUUUUCUCUCGACGACAGUUUCGGAUGGUUGGACGCGGAGAAGGCGGUCGCCAUCAUGGAGGUAACCUUCUUGUGCAUUUUCAUCGUCGAGAUGGUCAUCAUGAUUCUUGCGCGCGGGCCGACACAGUACGUGAACAAUCCGAUCACGUGCUUCGAUGGGGUUGUUGUGGCGGGUUCAAUCGUGGAAUUCGUCGUCAACGCCUUGUCGGAAGACGGUGGAGGAGGGUUCCUCAGCGUGUUGCGGACGUUCCGCUUGUUCCGAGUGAUGAACAAAUUAGCACAUAAGUGGAUCAGGCUCAAGGUGCUCCUGAAGGCAAUGUAUCACACGGGCUCGGCCCUGAAGGAUUGGCUGAUAUUAUUCGGCCUUCUGUUGUACAUCUCCACCCUCAUGUGCAUGCACGCAUUCGCCACCCAGUUUCGCUUCCAGGACGUCGAUAGUCUGGACCCGCUGGUGCCGGUAGAGGACAUCCCGCCCGACUUGUACUGGUGCCCAGGCCCUUACAGCGGGACAGCUUGGAACUUUCAGCAGGACUGCAUCCCCCGCGCGCACUUCGACACCUUCCCCUGGGGCGUCGUCACGGUCUUCCAGGUCAUGAGCGGCGAGAACUGGAACACGAUCAUGUAUGCGGGGAUGCGGGCGUCGGAGCGGUGGUCCUCGAUAUGGUUCGUACCACCUACCGUGGUGGCGGCGCUCCUCUUUAUCUCCCUGAUCCUGUUCGGGCAGGGGCUGUUCAUGAGCCUGUUCCUGUCCAUGCUCAUCUCGAAGUUUGACGAGGUGCAAGACGAGUGCCAGAAGGAGGAAGAGGACAAGUCGAAGAAGGUCCAGGUCAGCAGGCCCAACAUGUCCGUGACGCAUUUGGCAUCGAUCGCGAAGGCCAAGGCGACCAGCGUCAAGUUCGUUCUCAAGGACGAGAACAAACUCACGGUCGAUCGCAGCGACAAGGAGGGAAGGCCUGCCGCGCUUGGUCGGGCCAGCCCAGACAGCGCGUCGAGCAGCCAGGCCUUCUCCGAGCGGAAGAGCGGAGAGCUCCCCGUGAACCGCAAGCUCCUCGCCAAGAACAGCAGCUCCGGCACGACCCUCGCGAGCUCCUCGCAGGAGAUCCGAGAGGUCCAGACCGUGCCGGGGCAGCUGCCCUACACGCCUGACCACCAGGCCGCCAGCAAGGCCGUGCGCCUCCACGACUCCGCGGCGGACGCCGCGCGCUCCUCGGACGACGCCAUCGACGGCGGCGACGACGGCGAGGACGGAGAUCCGCCAGAGCUGGGGGGCGACGAUUGCUCCGACGACGGCGGCUCCGUGCUCAAGGGCGAGAGCAGACAGGGGUGGCCAGCGGACUACGCCCUUUACCUCUUCAGCCGCACUAAUCCUAUCAGGAGAGGCUGCUGGUAUCUGCUGGAGCUGAAAGUCAGCGUGCGGGGUCACAACGUUCUCAUUUUCGACAAUGUCAUCCUCCUGUGUAUCGUCUUGUCCUCGCUGUGCAUGGUGUCAGUCACGCCACUGUCGAACCCUCACAGCGUCUACACGAGGGCGGUCAAGGCCGCGGACGUGACGUUCGCCGUCGUCUUCAUUGCGGAGAUGGCGGUGAAGUUGGUGGCUCAGGGCUUGAUCGCGGGCGAGGACGCGUACCUGAGCAGCGGGUGGAACUGGCUCGACGGGUGUGUCGUGCUCGUGUCGAUCGUGGACCUGCUGCCCUUGAGAAGCGGGCCAGGCUCGCUCAAGACGCUGCGCAUCCUGCGCACGUUCCGGCCGCUGCGCGUCGUGUCCCGCCUGGAGGGCCUGAAGGUGGUGGUUCAGACGCUGUUCCAUUCCAUCGGGGACCUGUUCGGCCUCGCCAUCGCAUCCUUCCUCUUCCUUCUGAUCUUCGCACUCAUCUUCGCGUUCUCCCUUGAGGGCAACCUGUACCACUGCAGCGACACCGCGGUCGGUUUCCUGGGCGUUGAGUUCGGCCACCUGGGCAUGGAUUUCACGACGCCGUUGUGCCUCAGCAGCGAGGUGACCGAUGGGGCUACGGCGAUGGGAAGCUUCGACCAGACGACUCGCGAGUUUAACGCCACCGCUUGCUCCCUGGACCGCCCGAAGCAGUGGGCACGGGCGUCGGCGGACACGCCCAUCUGCCUCGCGAGGUGCGACCCCACGCUCGACUCACACCCGCAGGCGAUCGAGCACCUGUGUCACCGGAAGUACCAGAGCGCCGUGGAGUUGCCAGCGGUCUGUUCGGAGGCCCGGGUGCCAGGAGUAGCCGGCGUUCCCGUGCAAGAGCAGAUCGGUAUCGAUUAUAUCGCAGACAUGAAAAGGACACUCGUCGUCCCCUGCGGAGGCUACACCGUCAAUGGACAGAUCGUGGAGCUGAGCGACGCGGCGGAGCCCGUUAGCUGUAGGAGCAACUUCUGCCCCGAGGCGACAGAGCCGACGGAGGCGUGCGUCGUCGAGUGCCAG